Molecule: messenger RNA, 1017 nt
Organism: Pocillopora verrucosa
Lineage: Eukaryota; Metazoa; Cnidaria; Anthozoa; Scleractinia; Pocilloporidae
Source: RefSeq, a predicted model, not a curated record
CUGAGAACCAACUACAUGUUGUUACAUGUCACGCAAGAGAUUAAAGGCCGUAUUACAGCUAAGUUACGCUUCCUCAGUGACCAAGCAGCCACAUGGACAACAGAAAAAUUCGAUGAAGUCGUAAAGAAGGACAAAGUGGUGGUUUUUAUGAAAGGAGUUCCUGAGCAACCAAUGUGUGGUUUUAGCAAUGCUGUUGUUCAGAUUCUUCGGAUGCAUGGUGUCGAAGGUUAUGGAGCUUAUAACGUACUAGAAGACGAGGAACUGAGGCAGGGAGUGAAAGAAUAUUCGAGCUGGCCGACAGUUCCUCAAGUCUACAUUGGAGGAGAAUUUAUCGGUGGAUGCGAUAUUGUGUUACAGUUGCAUCAACAAGGUGAAUUGAUCGAGGAACUGCAGAAAGUUGGAAUAAGAUCUUUGUUACUGGACAAAGCCGAAGAGGAUAAAAAGGACACUUAAGCUUGAGAAACUUGUACAAUACGAUUCGGCGCUGGCCUAACAUUGCUUCGAACAAUCUUGAACAUCCACCAUAACCAUGGAUGACGUAAUAGUUCUCAGACAGUUGAACUAAGUUCAGUGCGACUUGCACAAAACUGAGUUUGAUAACAGGAAAAAAAAAGAAAUAAAUUACAUCCAGGUUCGAUGUCAUCUUUGUUUGCUUUGGUCCUGAACACUUAAUGUCAAAACUGAACUUAGCUAUAUGACUUAAGGUGGUAAGUUUACUGAAGAAACUAUGAUGCUGUUCUAGUGGACAAUAUUAUGAGUGAAAAUACUUUGGUUUUAUUGAGUGAGUUGAUAAUAUUAAUUGGCCACUUAAAAAUUUAUUUCUGUAAGAUAAUACAGCAGUGUGCUUAAUUGGAGCCAAUAUUACAGAAACAUCUCAUAUCACUGGUACAAUUGUAACAGGCCACAGCCUCUUAUGAGCUUUGUACACAAGUCUAAGUUGCACCCUUAAUGCAUCAUGCUACAUGCCAUUUGUACAGUCUGUUAAACACUGAGCAAGUAAAGAUAUCUUGCUGAAGA